AUGAAUUCUUCUCAAAAUGAUACUUCCUCUAUUAAUGUCAAUGAUCCAAUUCUCUCUGAGAAAUAUGUUAAAGUAAUGAUAGUCGUUUAUCAAUGGGUAAUAUUGGGUGUUGUCAAAACAGGUCCCAUCUGUAGUAUACAAGGUUUUUUGAUCAAUUUUGGUGACGUUACUUCAGGCUUUUGGACACUUAUAUUAUGUUUAUAUAUACUUAUGCUCACUUUUCGUUAUAUGUGGACAAAUUUUGUAAUCUUAAGUAUGGUUAUAAUAUGGCCUUUUAAUUUAACGAUUUCCCUUUGGGGUUUAAUUAUCCAAACUCCUCAUUCUCCUUUCUAUGAUACCAACAAUGGUUCUUGGUGUUGGAUUUCUCCUAAUUACAACAAUUAUAGAAAUGGUUUUAAUUACUACAUUACUUUGACUAUUAAUAUUGCGGUGAUCAUUCUGACUGCAAUUUUGUGUUUUAGACUACGAUCUAUAAAUUAUCGAUUUAUUAGUAUGAGUUUAAUGUGGUAUCCAUUAGUCUAUGUCGUUCUUAUAUUUCCAUUGACUAUUUAUCGAUUUGCUACUAUAGUUGGUUAUGAAUUGCCUUUUGAAUAUAUAAUAUUAUCAACUUGUAUGUUCAUAUGCAUUGGUUCGUUCAACACGAUAAUUUAUGGAUUUAAGCACCAUAGUGAUGUACCAAUAAUAUCAGCACCACGCAGUCUUCAACGUUCUCCUACCCCAAUAUACGGAAUACAACGACCAUUAACUCCUUAUAGUCCUACAAAUUCGAAUAGAAUGCUACUUAGUUCUCCCUCUCCCACCAGAACUACAUUUUCCACACAAUUAUCACCUCCAUUAUCUCCUGCUACACCUACUUUUCCCAAACCAUUAUCUUCAACUAUAUCAUCAUUUAUUAAUCCACCCCCCGUCAGAAUUUCAUUCAUUCAAAAUGACCACGAUCACCAAAUUUCAUCAUUAGAACGUAAACUUAAUAAACCACGUCCCUCCACAUUUGGUAGUUUCGCUGAGAUUAAAUCACAUUCACCUUCUACUCAAACGGAAAUUGAAAUUUUAGAAGAUAGAGAUGAAUGA
Messenger RNA from Cetraspora pellucida, 1071 nucleotides. The record is from the annotation of a GenBank genome assembly. NCBI's taxonomy places the organism in Eukaryota, Fungi, Glomeromycota, Glomeromycetes, Diversisporales, Gigasporaceae.